Messenger RNA from Penicillium angulare, 540 nucleotides. Its product is annotated as GFA family protein. The record is from RefSeq and is a predicted model, not a curated record. The coding region runs from base 1 to 540 and encodes 179 amino acids. Lineage: Eukaryota; Fungi; Ascomycota; Eurotiomycetes; Eurotiales; Aspergillaceae. The transcript has 2 exons. Gene Ontology annotation, molecular function: carbon-sulfur lyase activity.
AUGGAUGUCAAGAAAAUAUCUGGAAGUUGUCUUUGCCAAUCUAUCCAAUAUGAAGUUAUUUUCGAUAACGAUGCUCCGUGGCCCCCACCGUCGGCGACAUGCCAGUGUACCAUGUGUCGAAAAUGGACUGCUAGUCUCUUGACACAAUUCAUCGUCAUUGCACCGACGCAAAUAGUUCCUCCUCUGUCAUCGUUUCAAACAUAUUCUGAAUAUUCAUCCUCUCCACGCCGUUACCGUGGCUUUUGCAGCCAUUGUGGGAGUUCGUUGAUAUGGCGAUCCGACGACAAAACGGAUACAUUGGAUUUGUAUCUCGGAACGAUUGAUGAAAAAUGGCUUGUUGGUGAGCGAGUAGAAGGCUCAGAAACGACUACAUUACAUGGCAUCCAUGUUACGAGAAGAGGUGGUAUUGGUAAGGAGCUUUGUACACCAUCUCAAUUUCAGUUUUAUUACGAGAAUGUUAUUCCUGGCGUGACGGAUGUGGUUCAGGGAGGACACAAAUAUCUUACUGAAGACUUGCCCGGCGCAGAAGAGCUUGAUUAG